Messenger RNA from Pelagomonas calceolata, 888 nucleotides. NCBI's taxonomy places the organism in Eukaryota, Pelagophyceae, Pelagomonadales, Pelagomonadaceae. The record is from the annotation of a GenBank genome assembly.
UUGACAAGAACAAGCUUUUGACACACGGCCGCGUACGCCGCCGACGCGACGACCGGUUAUCAAGAGGCUGCCCCAGAGCCGGACCCGCCCCGCGAAGACGCUCUGGGGACCCGCGCUUGGUGCCGCGCUCAGUAAGCCGGUACCCAAGAGCCUGGAACCAUGCCGUGCUGCCUCUGCUUCUCCGACGCGCCCCUGAAUGAAAAUGAGUUGAAAGGGCAGCGGGCGGUCGCCAUCGGCCGCUACGUGGCCAACGUGAACACGUUCCAGACGAAGAUGAUCGACGUUCCCUGCUCUUGUGCGACGUUACCGUGCUGUUUGAUCUCGACGUGCCCCUACGUCUCGCUGUGCGUCCAAAUAGACAUGCGGCACCGUGUGCUCAAUCAUGUCAGUCCGGGCUCGGGCUGGACGCACUACCAGUGCUGCCAGGGCCACUGCCCCGUGUGCUGCUUCAAGCCGUCUGAUACACCACAUACCUUCCCGCGCACGUGCAUGUGCCUCGAGGCCUUCUGCUGCACUGGUCUGGCGGCGUCGGCGAACCGCUUCGUGAUCAUGGACAAGUACGGGCUGAUGCCAGACCCGUGCGACAACAGUCUCAUCCGGAUGAACAACUUCCUGCUACUCGCGCGCUGUAUCUGCGACAUCGCGGCGAUAUUCGAUAAGAAUCUGCGACACGCGGCCCAAAUCUUGGAUUGUCUUUCCGAGGUCCUCUUCUGGUCGACGCUCGGCUGCAUGACGGCGCAGACCUACGCCGAGGUCCAGUUCCGCGAGCAGGCGGCGAGCGCGGUCGUCUACCAGCCCAUGCCCGCCGAUAGCGAUUAUGGGUCCUACGAGGCGCCCAAGGCGCCGGGCGCCCCCGCUUCCACGGAGUAAUGGCCCCCUUUUUGUGAA